AUGUCCAGCUCUUUUCCGCAAGAUACCCAGGACAAUCUCCUCGACUCUAUCACGCACACCUUAAGCGAUAGACAUUUCCUCGACACGAAAACCGAGUGCUCAAUAUGCUACGAGAAUGAUGUUCUGCCGACAGUCCAGAUUAUCGUCUGCGGCCAUACAUUUCACAAGGCGUGUAUCGCCAAAUGGGUCAACCACCUUCAAUCCGAGGGUAAGGCAGCUACAUGUCCGCUAGAUCGAAGCAGACUAUUCAGCGAGGGCUUCUUAGAACAUCUAGAACACGACUACGAACGUGACGACGAAGGCUUGGUUGACGACGAAGGCUUGGUUGACGACGAGGCCUGGACAUCAAGCGAUGAUGAAGCUCUGCAACAAGAGCGCAUUGAAUAUGAGGAGCAACAACUUCGGGAGGAUGAAGAGUUAGCGCAAGAACACACGGAAUACCAAGCACUACUUUAUGAGGAUAGAGAGGCAUCAGAAUUACAAAUACUUCUAGUACAGCAAAGGAUACGUGACCUGCAGCGUGCGCUUUGCUCUGCUGAGGAUAGACGAGAAGAGAGGUCAAUACUCCAGGAUCUAGAGGCUGCAAUGGCUGUGGAGGCAGAGCUACAAAAUAAUAGCGUAUAG
Alternaria infectoria is the source of this 624-nucleotide messenger RNA. RefSeq lists its product as uncharacterized. The record is from RefSeq and is a predicted model, not a curated record. NCBI's taxonomy places the organism in Eukaryota, Fungi, Ascomycota, Dothideomycetes, Pleosporales, Pleosporaceae. Bases 1 to 624 code for a protein of 207 amino acids. The transcript has a single exon.